Molecule: messenger RNA, 1003 nt
Organism: Amborella trichopoda
Lineage: Eukaryota; Viridiplantae; Streptophyta; Magnoliopsida; Amborellales; Amborellaceae
Source: RefSeq, a predicted model, not a curated record
GCCAAAGUGAGAGAUUCGUCUGUAUAUGUAAGAAGAAGCCAAUUGCAUAAUGUUGCUCUGCAAAUAUGAAAAACAUUGCUACUCCCCAUUGCAUUAAGAUUGGAAAUGGCCGGUGAGCGGUGAUAUGCUCGGUGCAACCCUACUCCCUUUUGUCCUCUUCAACCAGGCCCCACAAUACUCCUUCCCACUGUAUUUAUUUAACUCUCUCUCUCUCUCUCUCCUUCCAAUCUAAUUUUGAAGCCUACAUACAUCCCUAUAAAUCCUAAAAAGCUCCAUACUUGUGUUGUGGAUUCCACUUCCAGUGAGUUACUGCAAGACUCAACUAGCUUUGUGCAGUUUAUUGGAUUAUAACAUGGUAUCAGAGCUAGGGUUUUUCGAUUCAAUGCCAGACAGGAAGCCAGAAGAGAAGAUUGGAUUAUCUUAUGGCCAAAAUCCCUGGGUUUGGAGCGCAAAGCAAAGAAACAAAGAAGAUGACUCAUGGGAGGUGAGAGCAUUUGCGCAGGAUACAAGCGGCCCGACAUGGCCUCCGCGCUCUUAUACAUGCGCCUUUUGCAGGAGAGAGUUCCGCUCGGCUCAGGCCUUAGGGGGCCACAUGAAUGUGCACCGAAGGGACCGAGCGAGGCUCCUCCACCCUUCCCCAAACCCUUACCCCAACGCUAAUUCUCUUCUCGUCACAACAACCCAGGAUUUUCCUAGAGGACUCUGCUUCCUUUAUCCCAUCCAAAACCCUAACCCUAAUUCUUCACCACCCAUGUUCAGCCCCAAUACCGACCCUACCAUAAAUUCUAUGCCGACUCUUCUCUCGAUCUCUCCCCAUCCUUCCGACACUACGCACUCAUUUCCUUCUCCUUCCUCCGCUCAAUACUUCCCAAUAUCUGCUUCAGCUCUAAGCCACUUGCACAACUUGGAGCACGCUUUCAUGGUGGAGGCCGAGGCUCCCAUUAUGGAGCAAGAAGAAGAGCUAGAUCUCGAGCUUCGGCUUGGGGUGAGGGCGGCAAAGUGA